Carassius carassius (crucian carp) is the source of this 1018-nucleotide messenger RNA. RefSeq lists its product as uncharacterized. The coding region runs from base 74 to 1000 and encodes 308 amino acids. The transcript is spliced from 2 exons. NCBI's taxonomy places the organism in Eukaryota, Metazoa, Chordata, Actinopteri, Cypriniformes, Cyprinidae. Gene Ontology annotation, cellular component: cell surface; apical plasma membrane. The record is from RefSeq and is a predicted model, not a curated record. Gene Ontology annotation, biological process: neutrophil migration.
CUCUGACCCUUGCUACAACUACACUGUACUGGAUGAACCGUGGAGAUCCACCAGUAAUAUACUUGGUUCAGUCAUGAAGUGUGACCAGCAUGUCACCUGGAGUGGCUGGUAUCGUCUCUUCAUUAACGGUGUGAGCGCUCACAUCCCAGAGACGUGUAUUACGACCUAUGGCUGUGGCACUUACGCUGCACUGGGGAUACCUGAUGGGCAUCCGAGAAUUGAGGAUGGAGUUGUCACUCGAGAUGCCUGCGCUCUAUGGAAUGAUUUCUGCUGCUUUGUCAGGUCUUUCCCCAUUAAAGUCAAAGCUUGUCCAGGCAAUUAUUAUGUUUACGAGCUGGUUAGUCCAACUGUGUGCUAUUCUGCAUACUGUGCAGGUGAUUAUAUGUACAUGAGCUCUUUCUACAUGUUCAUGAUAUUUGUGUCACUGUUUAAUCACUAUUCAUCUAAACUUUCAGAUGUCAGCACCAUUAACCCCAGCUCUACAGCCGUCACACCAGCGACCAUCUCCACUGUUUAUCCCUCUGUUGACCCCUGCUACAACUACACUGUGUUGGAUGAACCAUGGAGAGCCAACAGCAGUCGCCCAUCAAACUCCUACAAGCUUGAUAAGUCUGUUAGCUGGAGCGGCUGGUAUCGUCUCUUCAUUAACGGUGUGAGCACUCAGAUCGCAGACACGUGUGUUGAAAUCUAUAGCUGUGGUACUGCUAUCCCACUGUGGAUUCGUGGUGGACACCCAACAGUUGAGGCUGGAGUCGUCACUCGAGAUGUCUGCGGUCACUGGGACAAUUACUGCUGCUAUUACGGUUCUUAUUCUAUUAAAGUCAAAGCCUGUCCAGGAAAUUAUCAUGUCUAUGAGCUGGUUAGACCAGCUGUCAAUGAUGCAGUCUACUGUGCAGGUAAUUACAAUUACAUGAGUCUGUGUAUUAUUUAUGCCAUUGUUGAUUGGUAUUUAUCAGUCAUAAUUUUUCACCUGUUACUAACAUCGGUGCCAUUUUUUUAACAGUCAGACCAGAGACGA